GCAAGCGAAAACAUUGACCUUUUCGUUUUCAACAGAGAGUAUAUUUUCGAUUUGACGUUCUUAUCUUUAGCGACUUUUGCAUUUUACGGUGAUUCCUUUUGCUUUGCGGAGAGUGCGUAAAUAUGAACAUAAUUAUAAUAUGAAAGUUUGGUUUCUAUUGAAAUAAUGAAAUCCAAUCGAUUCAGGAAUAAUGAUUGGCCAAGUUACUGUUAAGCUUCGUGUCUAUCAAGUGUAACUGAUUCUAAAAUUAGAUGGAGUCUCGGCGCAUUUAGUAUUAAACAAUGCCGAAGGUGCCGUACAAGUCGUCAGAGCAACCCGCUCGGGACGACGAGGAUUACGAGAUCGUGUCGUUUGAGGACUUCUGCGACAAGUCUCCGGGAUCGAAAACCGAUUUAUUGACUUUAAACGACAACAUUAACUAUCGAAUUUGUUACGAGGGCGAGAAGCCCGUGAAAUUUGUGGAUGACGAUGGUGGGACGUCCAGCAGAGACUUGGAGCAGCUGGAAACCUCCCUGAACGGCUCUAAGGUCAGCUUCAAGGAGCGGUUGUCAAAUUUUGCGCCCUUCGGGAAAGCGUCGAAGACCACGAGAGGGUCUCCGUUCAGUGGAGUUAUACCAAAGGCUCGGACUGAAAGCGACUCUCCUAGGGAGCAUAGAUACCAACGCUUUUCAUCUCGGCGCAACAUCUGCCAGCGCCUCUGCGACGGUCUGCCGUGCUACGGCUCCGGGAUCAUACUGGUGAUAAUGGUAUGCGCGCUGUGCGCAGGCGCGUGGUGGGCCGUGUGCGGCGCAGUGGGCGGCGCGUGGGGCGAGGAGCACUACAGACGAUUAUGGGAGCGAGCACACCCGGACAACGUGAAGAAACCACCCACUCCAAUCACAUAUGAAAAGAUAUUGCCGGAAUUCCGCUACCACGACCACAACAACCUGAGCACGAAAAACAAGCUGAACGCGACCGAACUAUCUAAAAAGAAGCCCGAUCUGUAUAAGAAGGCGUAUACGGAGCGCCCGCCCGAGGUUAUGAGCGACAUCUGCGCGCAGAUCGAGGAUAAUAUGAGGUUCGACUGUUUCCCGCAAGAUGGCGCUAAUGAGAAGGACUGUGUGCAAAGAGGUUGUUGCUGGCUCCCCGCGAAGACCCAAGGCGCGCCAUACUGCUACUACCCUCCGCAAUACGACACAUACCGUUUCGCGAACAUGACCGAGACUAAGCACGGUGCCACAGCAUACUACCAGCGUAUGCGGCCUUCCGGCUACCCCGCCGACUUCGAAAUAGCCAGGAUGGACUUUAAGUACCUGUCUGACGAUGUUCUUCAAAUCAAGGUUGGUUGUGACUGCUAUAUAUACCCUCAUUUUAAUGUUAGCAAUGCGUCAGUGCCAUAUACCUACUACUCUCCCCAAUACGACACAUACAGUUUCGCGAAAAUGUCCGAAACUAAGCACGGCGCGACGGCGUACUACCAGCGCAUGCGGCCUUCCGGCUACCCCGCUGACUUCGAAAUAGCCAGGAUGGACUUUAAAUACCUGUCUGACGAUGUUCUUCAAAUCAAGCACGGCGCGACGGCGUACUACCAGCGCAUGCGGCCUUCCGGCUACCCCGCCGACUUCGAAAUAGCCAGGAUGGACUUUAAGUACCUGUCUGACGAUGUUCUUCAAAUCAAGGUUGGUUGUGACUGCUUUAAAUACCCUCAUUUUAAUGUUAGCAAUGCGUCAGUGCCAUAUACCUACUACUCUCCCCAAUACGACACAUACAGUUUCGCGAAAAUGUCCGAAACUAAGCACGGCGCGACGGCGUACUACCAGUACAUGCGGCAUUCCGGCUACCCCGCCGACUUCGAAAUAGCCAGGAUGGACUUUAAGUACCUGUCUGACGACGUUCUGCAAAUCAAGAUCUAUGACGCGGAAAACAAGCGCUUCGAGCCCCCAUACCCUGAGAUACCUAUGGUCCCUGGACCUAUCUCCAACCUUAAGUACCGCGUGCAGAUUGAGAGCGCUACUGUUGGCUUCAAGGUCAUUAGGAAUUCUGAUAACGUCACCCUUAUAAACACUCAAGAUGUCGGCGGUCUCAUCCUAUCCGACAAAUUCCUCCAACUAUCGGCCAUUCUACCCUCGUCUCAAAUCUACGGCCUCGGCGAGCGACAGUCCCGGUUCAAACUCGACAUGAACUGGAAGACAUACGCUAUGUUUAACUACGACGCCGCGCCUACUGAAAACAUAAACUUGUACGGCACGCAUCCAUUCUACUUGAAUCUGGAGCCCAGCGGGAAUAGCCACGGCAUGCUUCUGCUCAACUCUUACGCCAUGGACGUGAUCGUCCAGCCAGCGCCAGCCAUAACGUACCGCACCACCGGCGGGGUGUUGAACCUGUUCCUGUUCGCCGGGCCCGCGCCCGCGGAGGUGGCGGCGCAGUACACGGGGCUAGUCGGCCGCCCCGCCAUGCCGCCGUACUGGGCGCUCGGCUUCCAUCUCUGCAAAUACGACUACGGUAGCUUGAACGUGACUAGAGACGUGUGGCAGAAGAAUAGGGACGCUGGGAUUCCAUUUGAUGUCCAAUGGAAUGAUCUGGACUACAUGAACAACUCGAACGAUUUCACGUACGACAAGGUCAAAUACGCCGGUCUACCAGAAUUCGUCGACGAACUGCAUAAAGACGGGAUGCACUACGUAGUGCUCAUAGAUCCCGGUGUGAGCGCUGGCGAGGCACCCGGUGACUACCCUCCUUUCGACCGCGGCGUGGAGUUGGACAUCUUCAUCAAGAAUUCUACCAAACAACCUUUCAUUGGCAAGACUUGGAACAAGAUCUCAACGGCGUAUCCAGACUUCACGCACCCCAGCGCCACCGCUUAUUGGGUCGAGAUGAUGACUAGUUUACACAAGGAGGUACCUUUCGACGGAGCCUGGAUUGACAUGAACGAGCCCUCCAACAUGUUAUCCGGCCCCCUGCACGGCUCCUGCGCUCCAGAGGAUCUCCCAUACAAGCCCCAUACAUCCGGCACAGACGGUCUACGAAGCAAAACCAUUUGUAUGGACGCCCAACACUACGCCGGCUCCCAUAGAGACUGGCACAACUUGUACUCGCUCACUGAAGCCGUCGCCACGGACUUCGCGCUAACAGAGAUCCGUGGGAAGCGUCCCUUCAUCAUCUCCCGGUCCACCUUCGUGGGUUCCGGACGCUACGCUGGUCAUUGGAGCGGCGACGUGUUCAGCGAGUGGCACGACAUGGCCAUGUCCAUACCCGAAAUCCUAAGCUUCAGCCUGUUCGGUAUACCAAUGAUGGGCGCCGAUAUCUGCGGCUUCAACGGCGAUACCACAGUAGAACUUUGCAAGCGCUGGAUGCAGCUAGGGGCUUUCUAUCCCUUCUCACGGAACCACAACUCUGAUCGAUCUAUCCCUCAAGAUCCAGUUAGCUUGGGCCCAGAGGUGGUAGAAGCCAGCAAGCAGGCGUUACGAACUCGCUACCGACUGUUGCCGUACUAUUACACGUUAUUCUGGCGCGCACACGUCGCCGGGGAAACUGUAGCUAGACCGCUGUUCUUUGAAACACCCGAAAACCCGGUGACCCACGACAUCGACGCCCAAUUCCUCAUAGGCCCUUACAUCAUGAUAUCACCCAUUUUAGAACAGGGUGCCAGGACUACCCGCGCCUACUUCCCCGGCACCUGGUACAACCUGCAGAAUGGCAUGAUGCUGGCACAUGAUCAGUGGAACAAGUUAGAUGAGAACCAGACGGUCUCUGUCCGGGUUAGUACAUUACUUGUUCUCGUUCCUCGGCGCCUGUACCCCGGCGCCUGGUACAACCUGCAGGAUGGCACAAUGCUGGCACAUGAUCAGUGGAACAAGUUAGAUGAGAACCAGACGGUCUCUGUCCGGAUGAGAACCAGACGGUCGCUGUCCGGGUUAGUACAUUACUUGUUCUCGUUCCUCGGCGCCUGGUACAACCUGCAGGAUGGCACAAUGCUGGCACAUGAUCAGUGGAACAAGUUAGAUGAGAACCAGACGGUCGCUGUCCGGGGUGGCGGUAUAAUUCCACUCCAGGAACCGCCCCCGGGCGCGGUGAACACGCAGCGCGCGCGCUCCGUGCCGCUGCAGCUGCUCGCCGCUCCGGCCGCGAGGCGCGCUCAAGGACACCUGUAUUGGGACCAUGGAGAUACCCUAACCAGCUACGAAGAGAAACAAUACAGCCACAUAGAGUUCCUGCUCACCUACACCGAACUAAAGAGCGUAGUCCCGUGGUGGGGCCACGGGGUCCCUCCCGUCAACAAGGUAACUCUACUUGGCCAACAAUUACCCGUACAGACCGUCUCUAUAAACAACGCGCCGUGCGUCAAACCUUGCCAAUUCACAUACAACCCGAAGAAUAAGGUAUUAGAUAUAUUCAAUAUGACGCUAGCUUUGGAUAAGCCGUUCAGUAUUAAAUGGACGUUUAAGUUGAUGUUUACCCCGUAUGUUAAUAGGGUGGAGAAAGUUAGAAAUGAUACGUUAGUUUGAACAUUUAUUUGUCGUGGGUUUUGUGGAUCAGCU
Messenger RNA from Cydia amplana, 4517 nucleotides. RefSeq names its product lysosomal alpha-glucosidase-like. Lineage: Eukaryota; Metazoa; Arthropoda; Insecta; Lepidoptera; Tortricidae. The transcript has 24 exons. Gene Ontology annotation, molecular function: alpha-1,4-glucosidase activity; carbohydrate binding. The record is from RefSeq and is a predicted model, not a curated record. Gene Ontology annotation, biological process: carbohydrate metabolic process. The coding region runs from base 282 to 4484 and encodes 1400 amino acids.